Molecule: messenger RNA, 3132 nt
Organism: Drosophila elegans
Lineage: Eukaryota; Metazoa; Arthropoda; Insecta; Diptera; Drosophilidae
Gene: mfrn
Product: mitoferrin
Exons: 6
Coding region: 729-1877 (382 amino acids)
Biological process (GO): iron import into the mitochondrion
Cellular component (GO): mitochondrial membrane
Molecular function (GO): ferrous iron transmembrane transporter activity
Source: RefSeq, a predicted model, not a curated record
CUGGGCACGAGGCUUGUUUAUUGGGCGAAAUUUAAUGAUUCCCUGUAAUCAUUUAGCAUUUGCGUGAGUUGCCAAACACAGGGCCUAUUUUAUAUUCCGUUUCGGCCAUACUCCGCCUACAACCGACUCGUCUAUAUCCAGACAAACACCCGCAGCAGCAGCCGCAGACGCAGUUCAUCCGUCACAGGGGCCGCGGGCAGAGCACAAAACAUCAACCGCAGAAACGGAAAACAGAAACCUCUUCACUUCGAAAUCGUGAUCGAAGUCGAGUGAAUGAUUCGGGGAGCGUGUCGUCUACAUGGUAGUCGUAGUCGUAGUCGUGCAUAGUACCAGUACCAAGUACCAGAGUACCGCCGCAGCAGUGUCAAUUAGUAGUUUCGCAUAACACCACCUCACGCGUACACACUCAACAUACUCUACAGAGCACGAGCACCACCCCCCGAACAGCCGCCCACCAGUGAAUCGCGAUAUCCGUGUUAUACAACAAAAUUGUUCCGUGUUCCUCUGCCAUACGCCGGCUAAAAAUCGACCUCCCAAACAUCGGAAAGCCAUCUUCGCCCGUUGGAGCAGCCUAAUCGCAGAGGAGAAAGCGGUUCUACAACUGGAACUGGAACUGGAGCUGUAGCUGUAGCUGUAGCAACUGGUCCGGAUUAGCAGGUCAUCGUAAGAGGAGCAGCCGCAGCAAGGGCACCACUACCAGCUGCACCACCACCACCACCGGAUCCACCAUGAACAUAGACGAUUACGAAUCGUUGCCCACCACCAGUGUGGGUGUGAACAUGACGGCGGGCGCCAUUGCGGGUGUGCUGGAGCAUGUGGUCAUGUAUCCGCUGGACUCCGUCAAGACGCGAAUGCAGAGCCUUUCGCCGCCCACACAAAACAUGAACAUAUUGUCAACCUUUCGGAACAUGGUCACGCGUGAGGGCUUGUUAAGACCCAUUCGGGGAGCCAGUGCGGUGGUAUUGGGUGCUGGUCCGGCGCAUUCGCUGUACUUCGCUGCCUACGAAAUGACCAAGGAGCUAACGGCCAAGUUCACAUCAGUGAGAAACCUCAACUAUGUGAUUUCGGGAGUUGUGGCCACCCUCAUUCACGACGCCAUUUCUAGUCCCACGGAUGUGAUCAAGCAGCGAAUGCAGAUGUAUAACUCACCCUACACAUCGGUGAUAUCCUGCGUCCGGGAUAUCUACAAGAAGGAGGGCUUCAAAGCCUUCUACAGAGCCUACGGCACGCAACUGGUCAUGAAUUUACCAUAUCAGACAAUACAUUUUACCACAUACGAGUUUUUCCAGAACACAUUGAACCUGGAACGCAAAUACAAUCCUCCGGUGCACAUGGCAGCGGGUGCUGCAGCUGGCGCCUGUGCAGCAGCUAUAACCACGCCCCUGGAUGUGAUCAAAACGCUGCUGAACACUCAGGAAACUGGACUGACGCGCGGCAUGAUCGAGGCCAGCCGAAAGAUCUACCACAUGGCUGGUCCAUUGGGCUUCUUCAGGGGCAUGACCGCCCGCGUGCUGUACUCCAUGCCCGCCACGGCCAUUUGCUGGUCCACGUACGAGUUCUUCAAGUUCUACCUGUGCGGCAUGGACGCCGAUCAGUACAAAUCGUCAAUUACGGGCCGCUCGGAGCCCCGCAAAGCGGACUACGUGCUGCCCAGGACCACGGAUGAGGAGCAGAACGAUCAGGAUCGGGAGACGGCGAAGGAGAAGGAGAAGGACACGGCUGCGACCCUGCACUCGACGCCGACCUCGGUGAAUGCCGCCGGUGCCAUCAAGACGGUGUGUGAGCUGUCGACGCGACCCGCCGGGCCAACAAUCAACCUGCACACGCGGCACACGGACGUGAAGAGUCCAUACGAACGGGGCUUCUCCAGCACGUAGGCUGCGCCAGUGGGCGUGGCCGCGAGCGAGGCCUGCGUUCGAAACGUUUGCAGCAGCAGCAGGAGCGACAGCUAAACCUAAGCGUAGCUAUUAGUUGGCGGUGGGGAUCGGGGAAGCUGGGAUGUGCGAUGGGUGGUGGUCACCGUUGGGCAGGUGUGGACGACACGGUGUUCGAAACGCCUGCCGAUCCGCUCACCACCGUCACUGGCCAUUGCCCCACCACUUUCAGCCCACCCGAACCCAGCUGCUUCUUGUAUGAAUACUCUGCGAGGAGUCGGUGAGAGAGUUUUAUCACUCCAUAGUCGGAGGUUAAAUCGUAGUUGUUGUUCUGCACAAAACUCUCGCUCUCACACACAACACGCAAAACUCCACAACACACACACACACCUACACCAUCCCCACACACACACAGAGAAAACAGUUUUAGGCAAAAUGCGAAAUUCUUGUUAAAAAGUAUAUGCUAAUGAUAAUGCUGUAUCUAUGUUAUUUCGAAAUGAGAGAACCUUCUGUAAAAUACUAUUACCUACUAUUAUGUAUUACAACCCUUGAUUUACUACAUUUAUAUAUAUUUUUUUUUAAAACAAGUUUCAAAGUAUAUAUACAUGCAUAUAUUUCUGUUGAUCGUUGUAAAGUAGUCAAGAGCAAAAAUGUAAAGCAAACACACACACAAGCGCGCGCGCCGAGGAGUAAAAUUCAAUAAUUUGUAAUCCAAUUACACUUAAAUCUUCAAACUGAGAUGUUACAAAAACUAACGAAUCGCAGAUACAGUCUCCCUCCCAGAUUGCCCAAUCUAGACCCGAUACUAACUAGCCAGCCAGCCAGACCCUUCCCAAGUGUAGAGUAGUAGCCUAGCUAUGUCUGUUGUCCCUUGCGUCCCAGCACUCCAUUGCGAUUGCUUAAACAUUUAAGAUUUUCUCCAUUGUUUUUAACCAAUCAUCACACACACACAACUUUCGUCUCAGUGCUAGAGUUCUUCACCCUUUUGCCUAGCAAUCGCAAUUCAGUGCCAGGGAUCGGGGGCAACCGGAAUCCCCAGAAUAUACAAUAAUGCAUCAUAUUAUUAUGUUCACUGUUAUUUUUGUUUAUAUAUAUAUGCAUAAUAUAUGUAUAUGCUACACCGACGAUUAUUAAACUAUAAGGUGUAGCUCUAAAUUACAAUUUUAUUGUUAAAGAAUUCAAAAGAAAAACGAAGCGGAAGCAGAAGCAAUAACCAUUGGCCAGCGAAAAAGCCCAUUAAACGGAUGAAAGAAAGAAA